GAAAAUGGAUGAGCCUCCAGAUGAAUCCUUGAACCAUGAAAACACAACCCAAAUCCCAAAUAACGAGAAGAACAACAUAGAAGGAGCAGGCCAGGCCCUUCACAGAGGUUCUGAACAUGCUGGGGUUGGAUCAUCUGAGCCAACUGGUGACAAGGUAUCCGGCCAAGCCAACGCAGGUUCUAGACAGACUGGCCGAAGAACUUCUGAAGAGGCAGAACAAAGAUCUCCUCAGUCAACCGAGCACAGAUUGCCUGGCCAUGCAGAGAGGAGAGCAUCUCUGCAGGCGGAGCGCAGACUCUCUGAGAGGAGAACUUCACAGCCACCAAAUCCACAACUCCCCAGCCUCUCAGAGAGGAAAGCCUCCGGGAAGACAGAUGGUCAAGGAUCUUUGCCGUCUGAGCAGACUGAAACUUUGGAGCUUGAUGACUUGAUUCCAUCAGCCAGUGCUAACUAUUUAUCAGGAAGGAGUCAACAACAAGAAUACAACCAACGUGGUUACUGGACUGAAGACUCUAGUGAUCAAUACAGGCUUACUGAGGAUAUAGAAAAGGACUAUGCCCAAGUUAGACACACAACAGAAAAACAGGCUGGCUACCGCUCGUACUACAAAACACUUGCCCACAUUGAGAGCCGAUCACUCACUGAUACCCACGACAACAGAGAAGCUGACCAGAGAGUACAGCCUUGCACAUUUGAAGAUAGUGAAGCAGAGCUCCCAUCCAAAGUUUCAACUACAGAGGAAACAGAAAGUGCCACCACUCUCCAAGCCUACAACACACAAGAUACUGAAUUAACUACCGACACCUCCCAUGAAAAACUUCCCUCCAUCACAACUAAAGUGUACUAUUUAUCCAGUCCAGAAAAACUUCAAACCACAGAAUACUCUUCCGAUAUCUCUCCAGAAUUUGAGCAAAGAAGUUCUCAAGGAUCCAGCCAGAGUUACAGAUGGCGGUUCCCCCCAAUCGUUUUUGAAGACCCCUAUCAUGCUGCACUCCGCUAUAUGGAGAAGCACAACAUCCUACAGAUAUUCCAGCAGAUCACUGAAAACCUAGUCUACGAAAGGCCAGAUGACCCGCUGUAUUUCAUGCUAGACCAGGUACAGGACAUGAUCAAAUACAGAGAUGAGAGGCUAAGUGACUGAAGACAGACAUCCCAAGCACUGCUUACUGUCUGUCAUCUGUGGCCCGACUGUACUCAACCUGCUCCCACUUGAAAAAUGUGUUUUCAGUAGGCAUUGGUGGUAACUCUGCCUAAACGUGGUCUUAAUUUUUAGGUCAGAAUAUUAUAUAGAGUUCCUUUGUAAAUUUCACAUAACAAUUAUAGACACCUGUGGAUAAUCACACAAAAUAUACACAUUAUGGCU
Mus pahari (shrew mouse) is the source of this 1363-nucleotide messenger RNA. It is a transcript of the gene Tex55, whose product is annotated as testis expressed 55. Gene Ontology annotation, cellular component: nucleus. The transcript is spliced from 4 exons. Lineage: Eukaryota; Metazoa; Chordata; Mammalia; Rodentia; Muridae. The record is from RefSeq and is a predicted model, not a curated record. The coding region runs from base 5 to 1141 and encodes 378 amino acids.